This is a messenger RNA of Scylla paramamosain (green mud crab), 3204 nucleotides long. RefSeq lists its product as uncharacterized. Gene Ontology annotation, molecular function: aspartic-type endopeptidase activity; nucleic acid binding; zinc ion binding. The transcript has 5 exons. Bases 1 to 3204 code for a protein of 1067 amino acids. NCBI's taxonomy places the organism in Eukaryota, Metazoa, Arthropoda, Malacostraca, Decapoda, Portunidae. The record is from RefSeq and is a predicted model, not a curated record. Gene Ontology annotation, biological process: proteolysis; DNA integration.
AUGUACACGCGACUGUUUAUCGGGUUGUCAAGGUCACAGUGCUUCAGUCGUGCUAAUAAGGAUCGCUGUGCAGUAUCAGUGUUAUCUCUCGUGCCAAUAGACCCCUACGUGGGAGAUAAUUACCUGGAAGAGAUAUUGGACACCUGGAACGGAAGACGGUCAACAGCCCUCCAGCUCUCCUUCCGUAUUGUUUUGCCACUUAGGGAGCGCAGACGUGUUGAGAUGUUCCUUCUGUCGAGAAGUGUGCAUGAUUUGUACACACUAACCAAGGAGGAAUUAUGUUCAGUGGCUGAGAGGUUUCAAGUGGAGUUGAAAUCCAAGAAAAAGGAGGAAAUGCAGGCGGAGUUAAAAAAUGCUCUUGUGGAGAGGAGCUGGUUUGAAAAUGAUGGUGGUGAAAGUGAGGAUAAUGAUGAGGAGAGUGUAGGGGAAGUGGUAAAGGAAGCGGUGUUGGGAUCAACCCUUCUAUGUCCGGAUGUGUACCGGGAAAGGUUCCGCAGGACGACAAAACGCCCAGGUGAUACUUAUCUCGGGAUGGCUCGAGAGGUUAUCCUUAAACUGGACCGGUGGCUGAAGGCCGAGGAAGCCACUACGCUUGAAGAGGUAAAAGGAGUUAUACAGAUGGAACAAUUUAUGAGCCAAAUGCCCCUCAGUGUAAGAUCCGACCACAACAUGAGGUCUGCGCCCUAUGGGAGUAGGCCCAGGAGCACUACCUAUUACCAGAAGGGUAGUGGGGAUGAAGGUGCAGUUAAGUGCCUUGGAUGUGGAAGUAGCGGGCAUAGGAAGUUCCAGUGUCCGAAGGGACGGCCGAAGCCAGUGGGAGCAGUUGCCGCCCAAAGAGACCUGAUAAAGUAUGUGGAGAAUAUGAAUGCAGAGAUACAAGAGGAGCCGCCGAAAGAUGAGGGCUUUGAGCACUUCACCAGUAAGGGCACAGUGAAAGUGGAGGGAAGCCCAGAGAAGGUGAUCAGAAUCCUUCGGGAUACGGGAGCUAACCAGAGUCUGAUCUUAAGUAGUGUACUCCCAUGGAAUGAGGAGACCAGCACUGGCAGAGAGGUCUCAUGCAAGGGUGCAGGGGGCCAGUUCAGUAUUCCCCUGCACAAAGUUUGGCUGGACUGUGGAUACGUCACUGGAGAGGUGACGGUGGGAGUGAAGGAGGCACUGCCCGUAGAUGGAGUGGAUAUGCUGGUUGGGAACGACCUGGCUGGAGGUCGAGUUAUCCCUAAACUUCAGAUGGUAGACAACCCUCUGAUAGGGAUGACGGAAACCACCACUCCAGCAGCAGUCCCUCACUCAACAGAUGGGGAGGCAGAGGUGCCUGAAUUGUUCCCAGUCUGCGCAGUGACCCGAGCGAUGGCCCGGAAGGAACGCAUGGACACCGAGGGAGCAACGCAGGAGGACGAAGGCCUGGGCGUUCUGUUUGAGGAACCUGAUGAAAAAGGAACUAACCCGGAGUGCGCGAGUGGUGGACCGGUUGUAGGUCAGGUGGGGCCCAACCUUGAUUUUCUGGUAGAAAAGAACGAGUUGAUAAAAGCUCAGGAGAGUGAUGAAAGCUUGAAGUCUGCUUGGAAUGAGGCUAACAGGCUGGGUGAGCUUGACAAUGAGUACGUGGGCUACUACGUGAGUAACGGGGUAUUAAUGAGAAGUUGGAGGCCCCUGACAGCCCCAACCUCCGAUCACUGGAUGGUGAAAAGGCAGAUUGUGGUGCCAUGGGUGUAUAGGAAGAAAAUUUUGGAGAUGGCACACGAAGGUAAUCUGGCAGGACACCUGGGGGUCAGAAAAACCCUAGGAAAGAUCCUGUGUCAUUUUUACUGGCCUAGAGUGAGGGGUGAUGUGAAAGAGUUUUGUAAAACUUGUGGUUUGUGUCAGAAGGUGGGCAAGCCGAACCAGGUGAUUCGCCCUGCCCCCCUUCACCCUAUACCUGUGGUCGAGGAACCAUUCAGUAAGGUGGUGAUAGACUGUGUAGGUCCUUUACCAAGGACCCGGAGGGGGAACCAGUACUUGCUGACUAUUAUGUGUAUGUCAUCCAGGUUUCCUGAGGCCAUUCCCCUCAGGAGUAUAAACUCUAAAAACAUUGUGAGGGAACUGGUGAAAUUUUUCUCCUGGGUGGGAAUCCCUAAGGUGUUGCAGUCAGACCAGGGAAGUAAUUUCACUUCUCGUGCGUUCAAGGAAAUCCUAAGGGGUCUAAAGAUUGAACAGAGACUGUCGAGUGCUUAUCACCCUCAGUCUCAGGGUUGUGUAGAAAGAUUUCACCAAACUCUCAAAAACACUCUCAGGAUGUAUUGUGAGGAGAUGAGUGUUCAGUGGGAUGAGGCAUUGCCACUAGCCUUAUUCGCGUUAAGGGACAGUGUGCAGGAGUCAACUGGUUUCAGCCCAUUUGAGUUAGUGUAUGGCCAUGAGGUGAACGGUCCUUUAAGGAUGGUGAAAGAAAAAUGGUUAGGAGUAGAGGAGCCUCAUACUGUGGUGAAAUAUGUAUCUGAUUUCAAGGACAGAUUGAUGAGAGCUAGGGAAAUUGCUCGGGAAAAUCUGAAAAAUAGUCAGAGUGAAAUGAAAGGCUGGUAUGACAAGAAGGCGAGGGCCAGAUCUUUCCAGCCUGGGGACAAGGUCUUGGUUCUUUUCCCAUUGCAGGGUGAUCCUUUCAAAGCCAGGUUCAGCGGGCCUUGGGAGAUUGAGAGAAAAAUGAGUGAUGUAAAUUACAUUGUAAAAACUCCAGGGAGGAAGAAAAAGAACCAGUUGUGUCAUGUAAACAUGCUGAAGCCAUUUCACGAAAGGGACAGAGAAAAUGGAGAUGAUGUAGCAGGAGGAGUAAGAGCUGUGAGUGUUGUAAAUGUAACCACUGAGGCGGAGGAGAAGUGGUCUGAAGUGAAAUUGAGCAGGUGUGAAGGGAUGGUGCUAGAGAACUCAGCUGUGUUAGGGAAUUUAAAUGAUAAACUGUGGCACAUGGAGCUGGAGAAGAGGGAGAGGAUUAGGGAGAUAAUUGAAAGGUUCAGUUCUUUGUUCCCUGAUGCACCUAGAAAAACUAAUGUGGUGGUGCACGAUGUGGAUGUUGGGGAGGCUGAACCCAUCAAACAGCAUCCCUACAGAGUUAACCCGCAGAAAAGAGAGAUCAUGAGAAAAGAAGUAGAGUAUAUGCUGGAACACGACUUGAUUGAGCCCAGUGAGAGCCCAUGGAGCUCGCCAUGUGUACUGGUGCCCAAGCCUGGUCAAUAG